Molecule: messenger RNA, 965 nt
Organism: Dermacentor silvarum
Lineage: Eukaryota; Metazoa; Arthropoda; Arachnida; Ixodida; Ixodidae
Exons: 2
Coding region: 175-864 (229 amino acids)
Molecular function (GO): sequence-specific DNA binding
Source: RefSeq, a predicted model, not a curated record
GUUUAAGGCAAAAUUAAAUAAAUAAAAAAAAAACUGGAUGGCGCUACCGGCGGUCGUGAUAGUUUCGUUUUUGCUCCGUGCAUUGUCGCGUGCGCCUGUUCCGCUAGUGUUGCAGUGCUUGGUUGCGUGUUGCGUGGCUCGAGAAACGUUGACUUCGCGGGAAACAGCCAGAAAAUGCCUCGUGUGUGUAGUGUUGAGGGCUGUAUAAACGGCCCAAGGCGCUUGGUCAGGGGCAGCGGCAGUGUUGACCCGACCGUCUCCUUUCAUUUGGUGCCGCGCUAUGAGCCCCGGUGUUCGCAAUGGCUCAGUUCUCUGCCGAUGAUAAAACGGCAAAAGGAAGAGCCAGAGAAACAAAUGGUGUGCUCUCUGCAUUUCUCGCCCUGGGAUUAUGUUUAUAAUCCUGCCCUCGGAAAGUCUCUUGGCGUGCCUCAGAGACCAGUCCUUUCUCGGGCAGCUGUUCCCUCAGUGUCGCCUUCAUCAAAUCCCCUACUGGUGCCCCUGCAACAGCAAGCUGGAGGCUCGGUUGCUAUUGCCGAGUCCGCGAUCGAAAGCGAUGCAGCUGGUGCACCUGUGGAAAUUCCAACUGAGGUACCUUGUGCUCAUCCUGAAAAGCUGCACUUUAUACUUACUGCAGGAAUGAAGUACGUUCAGAAAUUCAGUGUGUGCAUUAUACAAGUGCACGAAUGUCCGGACGAGUCCUUGAUGUCUAAGAAUGCGAAGGUAUUACAACAUUCCAUGUUUACAACAGAAGGAAUUUGUUCUGUUUUCCAGAGUGACGUUGCCGAGACCGAUAGGUUGCAGCACGAUGCAGCCACUGGGCCCGUAGGAAGGCAUGGAGAGGUACUAGCAAUAUAUACGACAUAAUAGCGGCACUGCACUGUACAAAGCAAUCUGGCCUGAGCUCGACCGGUUAAUCUGGGCAUGUGGCAGUCUCGCUCAAAUUUGGCGCAGCUGGCAACAGUCAU